Molecule: messenger RNA, 4175 nt
Organism: Dunckerocampus dactyliophorus (ringed pipefish)
Lineage: Eukaryota; Metazoa; Chordata; Actinopteri; Syngnathiformes; Syngnathidae
Gene: rpgrip1l
Product: RPGRIP1 like
Exons: 25
Coding region: 108-3758 (1216 amino acids)
Biological process (GO): non-motile cilium assembly; retinal rod cell development
Cellular component (GO): photoreceptor connecting cilium
Source: RefSeq, a predicted model, not a curated record
AGGAGGACGAAGAAGAAAAUUGUUUUCAUUAGCAACUGUCUUGUCCAGCUGAAUCAAAUUAUUGUGCGAAGACGGAACGACCGAAUCAAAAGUAAACGGUGUAAAAGAUGUCUUUUCUACUGGAGGACACAGCGGCAGAGGAGCCUGUCAAAUACAUCACGAACCCCCUGAGAGGUACACAAGAACAUGUUCGAGUGCGUCUGGACCUGUCGCGGGUGUCCAGGAAGGAGCUGGAGGACAACUUCCUGCAGCUGCACGAGGACUCGCUGGUCCUCAAGCAACACAUCCACCAACAGGAGGACAAGAUCAAGAAAUUGGGCACCAAGCUUUUGAGGCUGGUCAAGGACCGCCGUCGCAUGGAGCAGCUGGCCAGUGGUGUCGGUCCACCAGUAUCAGGGAGGCUGGAUGCUGAGAAGGAGGAUAUGAUGGACGAGUUCCAGGAGAAGGUCCGAGCACUCGAGGCAGAGAACGAGAGGCUGAAGCAGCGUUUGUUUGUGGCCAAGCAGCAGCUCCUCGGAUCCCCCAGUGGAGCUCGCUCGCCUUAUGGACGUGUCCAGUCACGCAUCACCCCGGGCCUCAGAAAACAGGAUGACGCCUCGUCCCCCUUGCUGACUCCGCCCAGACGUGCCAGAAGUUUGGCAGGAGACGACAGACCUCCGACCGGCCAGGCCACACCAUACAUACAGAGCCUGCUGGAGGAGGCCCGUGAAAAGACACGAAAUCUAGAGAACGUGAUUGAAUCGCAACUGAGGCGCAUUGCGCAGCUGGAGGAGGAAAAACAGGUGACGUUUCAGCAACAAAACAAGUCAGAACUCAGGUCGCAGAUUAACAACAAUGUGACCAUGAUUAAACUGCAGAAGCAGCUGUCAGAAAGAUCCAACGCCAUCGUGGAGCUACAGGCCCGUUUCCUGCAGCUGCAAGAGAGUCAGCGCACACAGAAAGCGUGCUACGACGCAGCUACGGCCAAGGUGGCUGACUUGUCGUCUCAGCUGAGGGAUGAACGUCUGAAGAGCGUGGAGCUGAGGACUCAGCUACAGAGCUCGCAGGUGUCACAUGCCAAGUUGCAGCAGUUACAGGAGCGUCUCAGCGAGGCUGAGCAGGAGAAGGAGCUGCUGAAGGAGCAAAACGAGAAGCUGGUCAACAGCAUGUUUGACGUGUCUCAGCAGCAGAAGUGGAGCGUUCAAGAACAGCAACUCAAGCAGCACAUCGCGCAGCUGGAGACAGCGUUGCAGGCCGACCUUCAUGACAAGAACCAAAUUCUGGACAAGGUGAAGGCUGAGAGGGACACAAGCGAGAAGCUGACAGAAGAAAACCAGAAACUUCUUGUUGAGCUUGCAGAGCAGAAGCAGCAGCUGAAGGAGCUCCAACGCCGUGUGGAUGUCUACAGCAGGACCAAUGAGUACGAUGUGGCUGAACUAACGGAGGCGCUGCUGCUCAUCAAGGACCGUAAAUCCCAACGUGCCGGAGAGCUGAGCUUCCUCCAGGAAGGGCAGGAUGGUCCAAGUGGUGGCGGCAUCAGAGAACAUCAAGAUGCUCAUGCUGAAACCAUCCAGGAGUUGGAGAAGGUCAGACAGCUGCUGACCAUGGAAAGCCAGAUCAGUAGUGACCUCAAGGCGGAGCUAGACAUCGUGCAGAGGAAGGUGGAGUGUGACAAAAGCACAUAUACGCAGCAGCUGGAACAUCAGACGCAGAUGGUGGCCGCCAAGGACGCCAAGAUCCACAAACUGCAAGCUCAGCUGCGAGAUGUUGCCUACAGUACCAAGAGCUCUGUCCUCAAAGCCAAUAUCCCAGAUGAAGAUGGAACGCUCCAUCUAGAAGACGGAGAGAACCUUCUGGAGCUUCAGAUAGUCGGCGCCACUCUGACACCAGAUGCCCUGGAGACUCUGGGUGACCCCGCCCCCUCCACCUUCUGCACCUACGCCUUCUACCUCUUUGAUCUGCAUGCCACUCCAGUGGUGACGGGCCCGGCUCCCAAAUACGGCUUCACAUCAAAGUAUGUGGUGAGCGUGGAUGACAACUUCCUGGACUACCUCCACAGACACACUGUGAGUGUGGAGCUGCACCAAGCUCUUGGACUCAAGUGGAGGACGGUGGCCAGCACGCAGCUUCGCCUGCACCGCCUCCUCCUGCAAGAGGGAACGGUGGCUGGGAGCCUUCCGCUGGUUGGAAGUUCUGGUAAAGAGGGCUUGUUCGGAUCGCUAGACUACUCGAUCAAGCUUCGUGUUCCCAUCACAGAAAGUGGACAUCUGUACAAAGACAGGCUGACGGAAGCUGGAAGCCAUGAUGGGCAGUCCAGAUUGGAGCCACAAACGCAAUCUCAGGUUCCACCAGGAAACAGCAGUUGGAAUGAACUGGACAUCAUCGUACGCAGUUGCAAAAAGCUCCAGUCCAGAUCCUUCAUGCAGCCCAGUCCGUAUGUGGUCUACAAGUUCUUCCACUUCCCAGACUACCCCACCUCCACCAUGCACGACUGCUGCGACCCUCACUUCAGCGACAUCAAGUCCUACUCGGUUCUGAUGGAUGCCUGUCUGGAUCAGUACCUGAGGUCUGAGGCGCUUCACCUUUAUGUGUUUGACUACAAGGAGGAGCAGAUGGACGUCUAUCUGGGCAAAGCUGGUAUUCCAUUGGAGUCGCUGGUCCAGGACAAGGAGAUCUCAGGAGAGUUUGACCUGUACGACUUUUCCGGACGCCACGCUGGCCAAGUUGACGUUUCACUCAAAUGGAAGUCCCGCUACCUCGCCCCACCGGUCUUGCUCCAGACCACUACAAUGUCCACAGUCCUCCCAGUGGAAAAGCCAGCGGAGGAAGUGCGAAGCAGCAUGAAGGAGACCAAGGAACACCGAGGCCACUUUGAGUCCUCCCACUCUCAUUCUAACACUAUUGCCUCAAAGGAAGCGGCACUAAAGUCCACAAAGAAAAUUCUGGGCAAAGAGGCACAGGCUGCCAGAAGAGUCACCUUCCUGGAAGACACGCGUCCUGUCCAGCAGGCGUCGUCUAGAACGGUUCUCAGCCCAGCAGUGGAAGAAGAUGAGGACGAAGCAUCUGUGCUCUCUGAGGGGCAGCUGGUCCCUUCGAGCUCCCAGGGCACCUCGGAACUUUGGGACACCAACCGAGACGUUCUUCAAGAUGGUGAGAUGGCGCCGGGGUGCAGACGAAAUCGGAGCGACUCGACUCAGUCCGACAGUGACGACGGCAUUGUCCACCGUGUGGCUAGUGCCACGAAGGUGUUGGAGGGAGUGCGGGUGGAGGUCAUGUCUCUCAGCCUGCAGGCAGAGUCUCGGGUGUCAAAGGACAGCAGCGUGGUGCGUCUCUUUGUGGAGUACUCCUUUUUGGACAUGCCCACCGAGGAGACCCCCCUCUCCCUGCCCAAACCCCCCCCAGGAAAAAGCGUCAGCUUCAACUAUAGCAAAGUCAUUCCCGUGGACGCCGACACCAACAGGCCAAGACGCCGGCUGCUGAGGGAUGUCCUGCGAGGAAAGAACCCACACAUGGAGAGAAUUCGGUUCACGGUGGUGAGUGAGCCUCCAGAGGAGGAGGAGCAGGAGAGGGAGUGUGAGGAUGUGGGCGUGGCCUUCCUGAACAUCCCAGACCUGCUGCACAAACGAGGCAACGUGAUGGAGACAAACCUCAACGUUAUGGAGGACGGAGGAGAGCUGGUGGGCACUUUAAGCGUGUCUUUUGAGGGUUUGGAGACUCUGCGCGCCAUCAUUGAGGAGCCGGAUGCUGAGAAAAGUCUCCUCUCCUCGCUGUUGCGGUGACAUCAUCGUUGUCAGUCAGUUAAAAGUCAUGACUGACACUGGUCAUAUUACAGGCUAGCACAGUACAUCAGCUAGUUGUGAGAUGUCACAACAAGAAGCCUACUGACUUUCAUGAUAUUUGACCCAGGAUGAGGCUGUGGUCGACUGUCAGACUGCUAGUGAAGAAUGUAGUCUGUGUGACUGCAGGCAGUUAGGGGAGUGAAGGUGUACUAUACCUCCUCCCCCGAGGCAUCAAACUCCCACUGUCAUGUGAUCAUGCGGUGGACCACACACACGUUGUUAGUUGGUCAAAAUGUUACAAAAUCAGCUGCUAACCUGGUCUUGGUCCCAUGACCAUAUGUGACCAUGUAAAAGAAGAGGUCCUUUGAAGUUUAUUGUGUGAAGUUGUUUUUAAACAAAUAAAUGUUUUCUAUGUGA